Danio rerio (zebrafish) is the source of this 2893-nucleotide messenger RNA. It is a transcript of the gene pex13, whose product is annotated as peroxisomal biogenesis factor 13. Gene Ontology annotation, cellular component: peroxisome; membrane; peroxisomal membrane. Lineage: Eukaryota; Metazoa; Chordata; Actinopteri; Cypriniformes; Danionidae. Gene Ontology annotation, biological process: protein import into peroxisome matrix, docking. The record is from RefSeq and is marked provisional.
GAUUGUUUUAGUCUCGUGUAGCCAGCCAGUAAGAGCGAUGUGAAUGAUCGAUUGCUCUAGUCUGGCGAAUGGGAUACUGUACGUGUUAACGGUUGUUGCUCAGUGCAGCUCGACUUUGGCCUGAAAUAUAAAAAUAAUGGCUCAGCCUCCUCCAAAACCAUGGGAAAGGCGAAUCCCAGGAACCAUAACAGCACCGUUAAACUAUCGCUCUACGGACUUUGGAUCAGUAUCCCAAAGUGGGCCAUCAGGUUCUGGUCCUCCAGUUCUAACACGAGUGGUGCCACCGAUUCCUCCACGACCUGUUCGACAGUCAUACCGCCCAACAUACAGCUCGUUUCCCUCCUCGUACAGCCCUUAUGGGAACUCCAUGUAUGGUGGCUACAGCCCCUACAGCUACAGUGGUUAUGGAGUCGGAGGCGGCCUGGGAUAUAACCGAUUCAACACAAUGGACGAAAUCCCACCCAGUCGUUUUGUCCAACAGGCCGAGGAGAGCAGCCGCGGAGCAUUUCAGUCUAUUGAGAGCAUCGUCCAUGCAUUUUCAUCAGUCAGCAUGAUGAUGGAUGCUACUUUCUCUGCCGUCUACAACAGCUUCCGAGCUGUUCUGGAUGUGGCCAAUCACUUCUCCCGCUUACGCAUACAUUUCACAAAAGUGCUGUCAGCUUUUGCCCUGGUUAGGACUCUUCGAUAUCUGUAUCGCAGGCUGCAGAGGCUGAUGGGAUUGCGUCAGGGUUCAGAGGUGGAUGAUUUGUGGGCAGACAGCGCAGCCUCUUCUUCAGUGGUGUCUGCUUCAGGAGCCAGAGGUGCAGGGGUUGAAGAACCCGGAGUGAAUUCUGUCAAAUCAUGGCCUAUUUUCUUGUUUUUUGCUGUUGUUCUCGGAGGGCCGUAUUUAAUCUGGAGGCUUUUAAGUUCUGCUGAGGGUGCUGAGGAAAAUGCCACUAACUGGGCAAGUGGGGAAGAUGAUCAUGUAGUAGCACGAGUCGAGUAUGACUUCACUGCUGCAUCUGAGGAGGAGAUCUCUGUACAGGCUGGAGACAUGCUAAAUCUGGCCCCUAAAGAACAACAGCCACGGGUGCGUGGCUGGCUGUUAGCCAGUGUGGAUGGGCAAACUACCGGCCUCGUCCCUGCCAACUACGUCAAAGUGUUGGGCCGAAGGAGAGGCAGAAAGCAUGCUGAAUUAGAGAGGAUGGCACAGGCCCAGGAGCCUGCACAGAACCUUCCAGCACCUCAAACGGCCCUCAUUACAGCUUCUGUCCCAACGACAACACAUUCAGAGGAUCUGCUGGAGUCCGUUUAUGGGGAAACACAAGGCCUUGGACUGGAGGUGCAAGCAUCCACACACAACAGCCGUGAUACUUUAGUGAUGCAUUCAGAAAAGAUGGACUUAUGAGUAAUCGAUAUGUGCAGGUGGUGGGUGUUUCUGUAGGGAAAAUGUCUUCUUUGUUUUUUGAAUGUAUCACCCUUGAUAUAAUUCAGUUCAACCACAAAAAGUGAAGAGGAGCUAAUGAAAAUACUGAGGUGUUGAAGAGAAGGUGAAUAAUGCUUUAAUGGGUUAGUUCACCCAAAAAUGAACACAAAGCUUUAUUUACUUACCUUCAAGGCAUCUUAGAUACAUAUGACUUUCUACUUUCCGCUGAAUCCAGUCAGAGGUAUGUUAAAAUAUCUACAAGCACUACAAUGGCAAUUUUUUCAACAGUCCACAACAAGUCAAAUAAAGAGCCUCCAUUCAUCAUAAAAAGUGUCUAUUAGACUCUGGAAGGUAAAAAAAGGUCUUCUUUAGCAAACUGAUACAUUUGUAAGAAAAAUAUCAGCUGGACAAUAGUACGAAGAGCAUGUGCAGUUGAAACCAACAUAGAAGAAAGAUAAACAAUACACAGUCCUCUCCAGCUGACAAUGAUAAAUGCACCUCUUAAGAUGAUGAUGACAAAAUAUCUCACUGGAAGUUACAUAAAGCCGUUUUAGAUAUGAAUAUUUUCCUUACAAAAAUAGAUCAAUUCACUUAUUCACCCUCCCAGAGCCAAGUGAAGCAUAUUUGAUUAUUUGAAUCACAUUAUUGGACUUAUUUUGAACUGUUAAAAAAAUAAAGCUGUCCAUUGCCAUUGUAGUGCUUGAACAAGAUUUUUUAAAUGCUUGUUCAAACUAAAUUAAAAUGAGCUAAAUCAACACAAUUAUUGAGUUUUUAGGGACAAUUUAUUUGUUUUAUGUUCGAUCCACUUAAAUUGGCAAAAACAAUUAAACUAACCUAAUUGAUUUGUGUUGUGACAACAAAAAGGAGUUGGGUGGAACCCUGCAUUUUUUUUUACAGUGUGCACUUAGGAUGCUUGAGGUCAUUGGCAAAUUUAAUUUUGGGGUGAACUAACCCUUUUUUUUCGUUAACCCUCUAAUUGCUUAUAGCACAUCAUUUCAGAGAUUUUACUAGACUGUUAGGCUCAAAGUUAUUACCAAUAUUUGUUUAAAGGUUUUUUUUUUCAAUAAAUUGUUUUUUUAAUAGUAAUUAGGCAAAAUGGAUUUUUGCUUUCACAAUUAGUUUUGAUAUGCUCGUAUCAAGCAUAAAAUGUUACAAAUAUGUUGUGAAAUUUUGUUGCAGAUAAUGUUAUGAAUAUGAUAGUGCAUCUGAUUAAAUCGUGAGCUUGUAGCAGGCUGAAACUAAUACAAGGUUUUCCAAGGAGAAUGCAGAAUUUCAAUAUGGGAUAAUGUUCUUCCUCUCCUAAUGUAUGUUUUAGAUUGCUGUUCAUCUUUCUGCAGUGUAAAGACUAUUUAAUAUUUCCAUUUUAAGUUUUGUUGUAUCAAGGACUAGUUUGUGAAUUUGUCUGUGUUUUCAGGCUUGUUUGUUUUCUCGCACUGACAACACAAUGUGCAAUGAUGUAAAUACAAGCAAUUAUUUUGCCAGUAAAAA